AAGUCGUGAGGGUGCGCUCCAUUACUUCUUCCUCUUUCACCAAUCACCAUAAUUGGCACUCGUCGCACACUAGAGAGAGAGAGAGAGAGGGUUCCGAAGGAUCUACUGCUCUCGUUUAUCAAUUUCUUUAAAGCCUCGCUAUCGUUCGUAGCUUUGUUUUAUAAGUAUUUAUCUGUCCGAGAAUAAGAAAAGAUGCUUCCUCUUUCAUUGCUCAAGUCUGCACAAGGACACCCUAUGUUGGUGGAACUGAAAAAUGGGGAGACAUACAAUGGUCACUUGGUUAACUGCGACACUUGGAUGAACAUUCAUCUCCGUGAAGUUAUCUGUACCUCAAAGGAUGGAGAUAGGUUUUGGAGGAUGCCAGAGUGCUAUGUUAGGGGUAACACAAUCAAGUAUCUCAGAGUUCCGGAUGAGGUGAUUGAUAAAGUUCAAGAAGAGACAAAAAGCCGUUCUGACAGAAGGCCACCUGGAGUAGGGCGUGGAAGAGGAAGAGGUGGAAGAGAAGAAGGCCCUAAACCAAAAGGUGUGGGCCGUGGUUUGGAGGAUGGAGGAGGCCGGGGUGCAGGUGCUGCUCGAGGCAGGGGUGGAGUUGGAGGAAGAGCCUCUGGAAACAGAGGUGGUGGUCGAGGAGGCCGAUGAAAUUACAAGAUUUACUAUAAGUCUGAAGGUGUGUGUGGUCGUACUAUUUUUUUAGACCACUUGCUAGUUGGGGAUGAAACAUUCGACUUUCGACCAUAUUAGAUUUUGUUACAUGUUCAAUUUCUCCAACGUGCAGUUAUUGGUUGGACCUUCCUGAGCAAUACUAUUUGUUUGUAGAGUUUGGUUUUACUGUGUUAAUCUGAGUAUUCACGGUCUGAGUGUGAAUUUCUAAUAUUCUAUAUUUGAUCUAAAUGGUGCACAACAUUCCCAAUUUUUUAA
Salvia hispanica is the source of this 918-nucleotide messenger RNA. RefSeq names its product putative U6 snRNA-associated Sm-like protein LSm4. Lineage: Eukaryota; Viridiplantae; Streptophyta; Magnoliopsida; Lamiales; Lamiaceae. Gene Ontology annotation, biological process: mRNA splicing, via spliceosome; nuclear-transcribed mRNA catabolic process. Gene Ontology annotation, molecular function: RNA binding. The record is from RefSeq and is a predicted model, not a curated record.